AUGCCAUACGUUCCCAACCUGGUACCCGCAGGGCAGGCUGCGCCUUCCCAUCUGCCAUUAUCAUACGCCCCUGGGAUAAGUCACCAUUCGCGUGAACCAACAACGCCAAUACAUAGCACAAAUGAAAGAAAUCCAUACGCUGGUGGCCCUCCUGUUCCAUUGCCGCAGGGAUCACCAACCAGUUCCCUUGGCGCCUUCAAUGUUCCUUUAUGGAACCCUGCAAAUAUGAGAAACGCUUCCGGAGCACCACCGAUGCCAUUCAUGGAUCCUACUUUUUUCCAUCAGCCAGCCAUGGGCAAUUUCCCUGGUAAAUUUCCCAUGAUGCCAUUUAAUCCAAUGGCUCCUCUCCAGAGCGCCAACAUGAGCACAAUGGCGACAGGACCAGGACAACUCCCUGGCCUAUCCCAGCCACUACCUCCAAGAGCACGAUCUCCCACACCGCCAAUGAGACGACCAGCCCCGACAAAAGAGUACAUGGAACAAUCCUCCAAAUUACCGCAACGAAGUCCUCAAAAACGACCGUUGCUAAUCAUCCUCGACCUUAAUGGCACCCUGAUCUACCGCAAACAUCGCAAACUUCCACCCAACUUUGCUCGUCGUGCAGGGCUUGACCACUUCCUUGAUGUCCUGACGAGUAAUUAUGCCGUGAUGAUUUGGUCCAGCUCGAAACCACCAACUGUGAACGCCGUCUGUGAGAAACUCUUCCCUGGCGACAAGGCCAAGAACGUUGUGGCCCUGUGGGGACGUGACAAGUUUGGCCUCAGCAAAGUCCAGUACAAUGCCAAGUUACAGGUAUACAAGGAGCUCCGCAAAGUCUGGGCCAGCCCCGAGAUUCAGGCUGCAUAUCCCGGCAAUGCGGCUAUGAGGGAGGCUCCAUCACCACCCAAAAAUGGCGGCAGCAGGUUCAAAUCACAAAAUCAGAAUCGAGCCCAUCCCAGUAAUCUCCCUGCUGGCCAGCGUUGGGACCAGACAAACACCAUACUCAUUGAUGACAGCAAAUUGAAAGCUCUCAGCGAGCCUUUCAACAUCCUUGAGAUCCCUGAAUUCACCAACAACCCGGCAGUGGAUGAGAGCACGCUAUUUGCCAAUGUUCUCGCCAAGCUGGAGGUUCUCUCUCGCCACGACGAUGUGAGCAAGGUGCUCCGCCUGUGGAACGGGCGCGUCGAGCAAGGCGAAGGAAGAAUCCUCGACCUAGCCAUCGAGCCGUGCGAGGACGACACCGACAUGGACGAAGACGGCGGAAUCAGUCUCCUUCCACCCGUGCUUGCUUCAAUCCCAGCGCCCGCCGACCCCAGUGCCGAAGUGCCACCUCCAACAGAUGCAGAAGAAGCUGCACGAAUCCGCAAGGAGCGCAAGAAAUUGCGCAAGAAGGAGAAAAAGCUGCCAAACAAGCCGCCAAAGAAGCUGCUUUCUACCGUCCCCAUCCCCACAACCGAGACCUCGAGCGUGCCCGCCGGCAAACGCCGCAAUAAGGGCAAGGCCAAGCAAACACAGCCCAUUCCUGCCCCCGAUGAGCCCAAACAGUACAACUUCCACUCGCGCCCUGUUCCUGCCAGUCUGAACACGCUCCCCAACGCGGAAGACAGCACCGCGGCUUCGCAGCCGAGCCCAAUCUCGGUUGCCAUCCCAGGUCUGGCUAUGAGCAUGAUUGACACCUCGACGACCACCCCAGCGUCUGCCGGGCCGUUCCCCGAACAGCCGUAUCCCAUAAGCUUGGACCCAAUGCACCGCUCGGUGUCGCCAGCGACGUCUUCUGGUUCGAAUAACUCGCUGCUGGACCGACUGGAGGACGGACUUGGAUUCCCACGGGACAAGCAAGAGUGA
Messenger RNA from Penicillium macrosclerotiorum, 1824 nucleotides. RefSeq names its product NIF domain protein. Gene Ontology annotation, molecular function: phosphoprotein phosphatase activity. The transcript is spliced from 2 exons. Bases 1 to 1824 code for a protein of 607 amino acids. NCBI's taxonomy places the organism in Eukaryota, Fungi, Ascomycota, Eurotiomycetes, Eurotiales, Aspergillaceae. The record is from RefSeq and is a predicted model, not a curated record.